GUUAGCACCAGGGCCCGACUUGCUCACUGUGUAACCUUGGGGGGAGUCACAUCCCCUCUCUGGGAAGGUUUCCCCUCCUCUGAACAUGAACAUUAAGGCUGGCCAGGCUGUGGCUGGCAAAGGCCAAUAAGAGUGCAUUAAAGAAUCUCUACCUUGGUAUACUCUGAGUUUGUUACUUUUCUUGGACUCUGGAAGAUUGCCGGAAAGCAGGAAGAGUGCUGUGUUGAAUUGAACAAGUGGAGCAAUUUCUCUGGGCUUCUGAAAAUAGCGGAUGACCAGGACCAGGCCAGGUGAUUUCUAAAUUCCUUCCAGAGCCAAAAACAAACAGCCAAAACAAAAAAACAAAAACUCUGGAUUUUCUUAGUGGUCCGACGCCGCUACAAACUCCACCGGUCACUUCCCUCCGGCCGGCCCCUAGAGGGCGCAGUCCCUUUAAGUCCAGCCUGCUCCUCCCCAGCCAAUCACCGUGAGCAGAAGUUCUUUAAGGACCAAAGGAGGGAAUUCAGCCCGAGAAGGGGGCGGGGCAAGGGCGUGCCUUCCAGCCAAUCGGAAUCUCCCUAACGACUAAGCUCCCGCUGUGUGACAGCUUUCGGGACCAAUGGGCAUGUCGCCCGCGGCCUAUAAGACUGGGCUGGGCCCCGGGCGACAGGCAUUAGGGUCGGUUGGCUGUCUCCUUUGUAGGUGUACCCUGGGUUUGCCUCGCCCUACCUGCCGUCCGGUCGCCGCAGCUGCUCCCCGCGCCUUGGCCCCGGCCCAGCCGCUCUCCCUGCCAUCCUCCCCUUAACCACCCCCCGGUUUCUGCCGUCGGGGCCCCGGGGCUAGGCUAAGGAUGCCGUCUGGGAGCGGAGCUGAGAGCCGGGACCAAGCAGCUGCACAGGUGGGGACGGCUGCGGUCUCGGAGGUGGUCACGGCCACCCAGGCAGGCGGCGGCCCCGACCCAGAGACCUCAUCCGCCUCCCUCGGACGGCACCUGAGUGGGCUGGGCUGGCCACAGGUGAAGCGACUGGACGCGCUCCUGAGCGAGCCGAUUCCCAUUCACGGACGCGGCAACUUCCCCACGCUGAGUGUGCAGCCCCGGCAGAUCGUGCAGGUUGUCCGCAGCAGCCUGGAGGCACAGGGACUGCACGUGCAUGGAGUGCGGCUGCACGGCUCAGCUGCCAGCCACGUGCUGCACCCUGAGAAUGGCCUGGGUUAUAAGGACCUGGACCUAGUGUUCCGUGUGGACCUGCGCAGCGAGGGGUCCUUCCAGCUGACCAAGGAGGUGGUGCUGGCUUGCCUGCUGGACUUCCUGCCGGCCGGUGUGAGCCGGGCCAAGAUCACGCCACUGACACUCAAGGAGGCAUACGUGCAGAAGCUGGUGAAAGUGUGCACAGACACGGACCGCUGGAGCCUCAUCUCGUUGUCCAACAAGAGUGGCAAGAACGUGGAACUCAAGUUUGUAGACUCGGUCAGGCGCCAGUUCGAGUUCAGCGUAGACUCCUUCCAGAUCAUCCUGGACUCCCUGCUGCUCUUUGGCCAGUGCUCAUCCACGCCCAUGUCUGAGGCCUUCCACCCAACAGUCACAGGCGAGAGCCUAUACGGGGACUUUGCCGAAGCUCUGGAGCACCUGCGGCACCGAGUCAUCGCCACUCGCAGCCCGGAGGAGAUCCGAGGUGGCGGCCUCCUCAAGUACUGCCACCUUCUGGUGCGCGGCUUCCGGCCACAGCCCAGCACCGACGUGGGCGCCCUGCAACGCUACAUGUGCUCCCGCUUCUUCAUCGACUUCCCAGACCUGGUGGAGCAGCAGCGCACACUGGAGCGCUACCUGGAGGCUCACUUCAGCGGGGCUGACUCCGCCCGCCGCUACGCCUGCCUGGUGACGCUGCACCGGGUGGUCAAUGAGAGCACCGUGUGCCUCAUGAGCCAUGAGCGCCGCCAGACACUGGACCUCAUCGCCACGAUGGCGCUCCAGGCGCUGGCUGAGCAGGGUCCGGCUGCCGCAGCCGCCCUGGCCUGGCGCCCUCCAGGCCCGGAUGGGGUUGUGCCCACCACUGUCAAUUACUACGUGACCCCUGUGCAGCCUCUGCUGGCCCGGGCCCACUCCUGCUAUCCCACCUGGCUGCCUUGUAAUUGACUCAGACCCUGGCCAGAGGGACUGAGCCUCCUCAGAUGGAGCGGGGCCUCCAGGGGUGUGUGGAGGACGUGACCGGCCUGUGCCAGGUGGCCCAGCACCGGCUGCAGGUUUGGGCCUUGGACUGAACAGACCAGACUCCCCCGAGGGAGGCUCCUGAGGGCUUAAGUCCAAACGGGUCCUUGGCAGAUGGACCUUUUGCUUAUUGUACCACACUUUUAGACCAGCAUGAUUGUGGGGUACAGGAGCAGUUUGUCUUAGGGAUCGAUUGCCUUUAGGAGAUGAAGCAUGUUUGGGGUGGUAGCCUCAACGUCCAUCAUCUUGGGUUGAUUUCUGUGGCCUAGAAAGGGUCUUUUUGGCUAGGACCAGCCUUCAGUGAUCCAAGGGCCUGCAGCCUACACAGUGGCUAAAAUAUGGUAGGUUAUGGGAACUAGUCACGUUGAAUCAAGCUGGGCCACUAACAGGGCCUGGUGGUCCACCCUGGCUAAUUACUGGGAGGAGGGAAACUGAAGCAUGAGGCCGAUACCUGGGUUUGGAGAGGGAUGUGCCUGAGCUGUUGAGUUUGGUGAGCAGGAGCCAAGUGGCCUGGGGUGGGACACAGCCCAUAACGCUUUUGGGGGAUUGCUCCCUUCCCCCAUGCCAUGAGGAGCCCUCCUACUUGGGAGCUUAUUCUUCAGAGUGUGGGCCCAAAGGGGCCACAGGCAAGUGCUCCCACCCCACUUGCCUGGUUACAGGGACCUCACUUGUGGGAGGAGAGCCAUGCCCAGCCUCUUGUUACUAUUUUGCACUCUUAACACCUGCCAAUAAAGAUUGUCUACACUGAGCCUAGCACCAUGCUUUCUCCUGGGAGGACUUUCCAUGGCUGUGGGAGCUGUGGCUGCCACCCCCAGCCUGAGUCUGGCUUAUAUUGUGGGAGGGUUACGUUUUGGGGUAUGUGUCCUGGGCUGUGGCUGGGGGGAACACCCCUCCUUCCCCUAACACCAGCCCCAGCUUGACAACUGUGCUAGGAGCUCCUGUCCACAUGUGGGACUGGCACCUGCCCGUUGCCUCAGCAAGUCUCUUAUUAAAGAGUAAAUAUUUCAGCGUUUCCUACCUAGAGUCCUAAUGACCCCGGACCUGGCCUCACACUCUGGUACUCAGGGCUGCCUGACCCUAUCUCUGCCCGCUCUACCCCCACCCCCACUCCUUCCCAGGAAGCAGGUGGAAAAUAAGCUGGGUGAAUCCAAACUAGAGACCCCUCCCAAUAGUGGCAAGGGAAACUGGGAGACUUUUAGAGUCCCCCAAAGCCAGAGCCUAGGUUUGGCCUCCCUACCUGGGAGAGGUUCCCUCAACCCUCUGGCUCCCUCUG
Molecule: messenger RNA, 3458 nt
Organism: Rhinolophus ferrumequinum (greater horseshoe bat)
Lineage: Eukaryota; Metazoa; Chordata; Mammalia; Chiroptera; Rhinolophidae
Gene: TENT5B
Product: terminal nucleotidyltransferase 5B
Exons: 2
Coding region: 830-2113 (427 amino acids)
Biological process (GO): mRNA stabilization
Molecular function (GO): poly(A) RNA polymerase activity; RNA binding
Source: RefSeq, a predicted model, not a curated record